GACUUCUGUCUUUUUGCAAUCAUUUCUAUACCAAAAAUAUCAAUUUCCUGCAUAUACCUCUAUUUACAAAUUUUGCACAUUUUUGUAAACAAUCGUUUAUAGAGUGAAAGAAAAAAAAAAUAACAACAGAGAUCAGAACUGGUGUUGUCAAACCAGAUCUGUAUCAGUUCAAAGGGGUAUAUAUAUAGGAGGAGUUGUCUAAUACAGGGUCAAUUGGAUACACGAUGCUGGAUAAUGUCAAGAAUAAAGAAAUAAGGAGGAAAAGGGCGGUGUCAGAGGUGCCACUGGAGUCGUUGAUUCCAUCACAUAUACUAGAUCAAGCAUCACAACGAAUAUUCAUCAUUUCAUUGUUUAUAUUGAUACAGAGUUGGAAACUCUAUGAUAUUAUACUAUUGAAGUCUAACCUACUGGUGGAUGUAGGACCAACCAUUGGAUCAUUGAGUAAUUUCUCAUUGGUGUUGAAAUAUGCCAUUAUUGAUGGUCUUUUCUUAUGGAUUCUUCCUAUAUUUAAUAUUCCUUAUUUAUCCUUUUCACCAUUCAUAACAUUAAUAUUCACUAUACUAUUGAAUGGAUUCACUUUAUUCCUUGUCAGUGACUUGGGGGUAUUACUCAUUAGUACUUUCAUACUUCCAGUUUGGAAUGCUAUUUCUCGUGAUAGUGAAUUAACUAUUGUGGGUGAUAGAAUCGAUACUAAUAGAGUCAUAGACUUGGAUUCUCAUUUUAAAGGGAGGUUAACUAUUAAUUAUCUUCCAGAUUCAUCAGCUAAGAUGAAUCCAUUCCAUUUGGAUAAGAUUUGUCUUGAUAAAGGUACUCAUACCAUAGAUAUUCCAAUCGAAUUCAAUACCACCACCAACAUAGGACUUAUUCAAAUCCAACAUACUAAUCCUAAAAAUGAAAUCAAAUACAUCAACUAUACUGGUAACUCAUUAUCAAAGCUUUUGAAAAAAGAUUUAACCCAUUUAACCCAAUAUAAAGAUUAUAAAAAUUCUGAUAAUAUCUUUUAUUUAGAAUUCCCAAUCCAUGAAGCAGGGCUCUAUAAAAUCAAACAAGUCACAGAUGCAAAGAACAUCAACAUAAGGACAUACAAAUCGGAAUUAUUGAUCCCUAAUUGCCCAUCAGCUCAAUUUUUCUAUCCAAAACUAUAUGAUCAAGAAAAGAAUUAUCAAUGUAUAUCAAAGAAAUCAUCCGAUUUAAGAAUUCAAGUUCCAUUGGUUGAGUAUCAUGGUGUUACACCAGGUAAUUUGAAAUUAGUUUCUCGUAUCAAUGGUAAACCAUAUAAGAAUUUCAAUUUAUCUAUUGGAGAAAAGUAUUCUGAGUUUAAUAAUAAAGAUUUAAGUUGGUUGAAUUCAGUUUCACUCAUACGGAAUAGUCUUGAACAAGAACUCUUAAAAGAUAAAAGUAUCAUAAAUAACGCAGGUGAAGGAAUACUUGAAUUCCAAUUAAUUCAAGCUUCUGAUUCCUUGGGUCAUACCAAAAGAUAUAAUCCUGAAUCUAAAGAUAGAGAUGUAUGGUUUGAUUUUACAUUAAGGAAAGCAUCAGUGUUUGGAAUUCAAGAUAGAAAUCCUCAUGCAGAAUUAAUCAUUGGAUCAAAGAAAGUAUUACAUUUCACCGGAAUUGAAUCCCUUAAAGAAUCUGAUUUUCCAGUUACAAUUUCCGUUUCUUAUAAUAACAAGAAUAAUAAUAUAUUAUCAGCCGAUAUUUCAAAGACAUUUUCAAAACUUCAAGAUUUGGCAUCUGGUAUUGAAGUAGAUAAAGAAGGAACUUAUCAACUUGUGAAUGCUAGUACAAGAUUUUGUGAGGCUGAGAUUGCUCAAACGAAUACUGUUACCUUAAAAUUGGCCCAACCACCAAAUGUUGAAAUUAAUGCUACCCCAUUAGUGGAUAAAUGUUUAGGUACAACAGGUUAUGAAUUCACCUUUGAUUUAGUUGGUAAACCACCAUUUUAUAUCCAAUAUCAAGUCUAUCAAAACCAAUCAAACGGUAUACUUAGGCCAGUACAUAAUGAAAGAGGUUCUACCGUAAGAGUUAUUGAGACAAUGAAUCCUAAACAUGAUUUCAAGUUCAGACCUCCUCAAGAAGGUAAUUAUGUUGUGGUGUUUAAUAAUCUUAAGGAUACUAAUUAUCGUCAACAUCCAGUUACUUUGGAAAAGAGUUAUCUGACUUAUUUCCAAAAAGUUUCAAAAGUAUCAUUGGGAGGAUCAAGAGAUUACAAGACUUGUUUUGGUGAUUCGGUCAAGAUUCCCUUAAAAUUUGAAGGAAACGGUCCAUUCUCAUUCAAUUAUGAUAUAGUUGAUGUACAAUCAAGACAGAAAUUAAUCCCAACAGUUGAAAUUAAAGAUGUGAAUGCUUAUGAAAUUGCCAUUCCUGAAUCACUUAGUGGUAAAUCAUAUGAAAUCAAAUUAAUCAAAGCUGAAGAUAAAUUCUCAUGUCCUGCUACAGUAGAUAGGAAUGAGAGGGUUGUGGUUCAUUCUCGUGCCUCAGUUCCUCAUAUUCAAAUUGAUAAAAGUGCCGAAUCAUAUGUGAUUGUCGAAGGCGAUCACGUUGACAUACCAUUAGUAUUACAAUCAUCGGCUGCUUCAAGAAAUGAUAAAUUAGAAUUCAAGGUUGUUCAAGAUGGUAAAGUUAAAAAGAAGGUUACUUCAAUUACCAAAUCACUUUAUGCUGAUGAAGCCGGUGUUUACUCAUUAGUAUCAUUCAUCAAUGAUGGUUGUCCUGGUGUAGUCAGUGCCUUAGAGAAGACAGUUACGAUCUCAUACCAUAACAAACCUAAUUUAACCAUGCAUAGUGAUAAUGUUCUCAAACAACACCUGGAUGAAUCCACUCUUCAUUUAGCCUCAGUAUGUAAAGGAUGUAAAAACCCAUUAAAAUUGAAAUUAGAAGGGGUAAAACCAUUUGUGGUUGAUUAUGAAAUCAAACUUCCUAGUGGGAAAAUCGAAGCUGGUUCAAUGAAUGUGGAAAAUAAUGAAGUAAUAAUUAAUUUACCAACUAGAGAAGUUGGUAGAUAUGAACAUACAUUCAUUGGAGUUUAUGAUAAUUUAUAUACUAAACAUAAGAGUGGUUCCAGAAAACAAAAACGUCAAGUUGUACUUUAUGAUACGAAUCCAUUACCCCAAGUUAAAUUUGAUGAAGAUAAUAGAUCGGUUCAAGUAUGUGAAAAUAAACUUAAUCAAUUGGAAAAAGCUACUGCUAAGAUUCCUAUCAUUACGUCAGGUCAGUAUCCAUUUACUGUCAAUGCCGUAUUAAAACAUGAACAAACUGGUAGAGAAGAGAAUAUUGUAUUUAAGGAUGUUCAAGAGCCAUUCCUUCAUAUUUAUGGCAGUGGUGAUUCAUUUGGUCUUGGUGAACAUGUGUUGACUAUUAAUUCAGUGGUUGAUGGAAAUGGAUGUAAGUCUGAAGGUCAAUUAUCACUGAAUUAUUUUGUUAUUGUUAUCACCGAAUUACCUUCUAUCAAUCAUGCUGCCAUUGAAAAAGUGGUUAAGAGAGAUUAUUGUGUGGGAGAUCAUAUUUCGUAUGAAUUAACUGGGGUACCUCCAUUUACUGUGUUUUAUAAUUUCAAUGAUAGACAACAAAAAGCUAAUGUCGAUCAUCAUUUCCUGAGAUUAGCUUCCAAGCCUGGAAUUCUCUCCAUUGAUUCAGUUCAAGAUUCAUCAGCUACUAAAUGUGUAGCCAAUUUCACUGGUACUGCGAAGGGAGAAGAUUUAAAACUUAUAGUUCAUGAAUUACCAUCUGUUGAAGUGAAUAAAGGUGAUCAUAUUAUUGAAGACUUACAUGAGGGAGAUCAAACUGAAAUUAUAUUUACAUUCAUUGGAGUUCCACCAUUCAGACUUACAUAUGUAAGAAAAGUUGAUACUGAAGUAUCCAGGGGUAAAAAGGUCACCUCAUCAGAUAAUACCAAACAGAAGGUGGUUGAAAAACACGUUCUUGAAGAUAUUAAUGAUUAUGAAGUUAUCAUAAAGGCUAGUCUUGAAGGUACCUAUGAAGCUAUUGAAGUUCAAGAUGCAUUCUGUACUGCCAAACGUCAUAACUACUAGAUACAUAGAGUUCAAAAAAAUAAAGUAUGUUUAACUUUA
Scheffersomyces coipomensis is the source of this 4070-nucleotide messenger RNA. It is a transcript of the gene POM152, whose product is annotated as Pom152p. The coding region runs from base 225 to 4031 and encodes 1268 amino acids. The record is from RefSeq and is a predicted model, not a curated record. The transcript has a single exon. NCBI's taxonomy places the organism in Eukaryota, Fungi, Ascomycota, Pichiomycetes, Serinales, Debaryomycetaceae. Gene Ontology annotation, biological process: nuclear pore organization; protein import into nucleus. Gene Ontology annotation, molecular function: structural constituent of nuclear pore. Gene Ontology annotation, cellular component: nuclear pore transmembrane ring.